Molecule: messenger RNA, 1981 nt
Organism: Gadus macrocephalus (Pacific cod)
Lineage: Eukaryota; Metazoa; Chordata; Actinopteri; Gadiformes; Gadidae
Product: histone H3.v1-like
Exons: 2
Coding region: 343-1143 (266 amino acids)
Source: RefSeq, a predicted model, not a curated record
AGAGAGAGCGAGCGCGCGCCUCACUGGAGCGUAGCGUUGGCUUGUCAUGUGGCAGUUACAGCAUGCCUGUCUGCCUCUCAGUGCCGUGUGUCCGGUGCGUCGCUCUCUGAUCCAAAGCAUCUCAGCAACUCUUACACCCGUCCGGCCUUCACUCUGGAGGGAAAGGCUCGGGAGGCGACGGCCAGCAGGGAGGACGGGGGCGCCGGUGGGGCCUCCUCCCUGUCUGGAGACACCGGCCCCGAUUGGCUAAGCCGUGGCCCCGCCACCCUGCCCCUGAGCCAGGGGGACGUCCCUCCGGGCCCCUGGCAGAGCGAGAGCCUCCUGGCCGAGUCCUGGUCCACCAUGGGCGACCCCGACCCCGAGGACGCCAAGAGCCUGGACAGCAGUGAGGGAGGGGUGCUGCUCCCCGGAGAGGAGAACAACUCCUCCCCCUCCGACAUGGUCCACCUGGAGCGGGAGGACGAGGAGGAGGAGGCUGUGGAGACCGAGGAAGAGGAGGCCGAGGAGGUAGAGACGGCCGGAGGCGAGGAAGAGGACGACAUGCAGAGCAGCGUUCUGAGUAUGUUGGGCGGGGAGCAGGAGCUGGAGGAGCUCCGGCGGGAGCAGGAGGAGGAGGAGGAGGAGCAGCAGCCCCGCCACCUGAGCUCCCAGCUCCUGGUGGCGGCGGCCGAGGACGCGCUGCGUGCCGGCGGCCGCCGCCACCUCUCCGGGCGGGAGGCCUCCACGGCCACGGCCCCAAUGCCCAUCUUCAAACUCCAGCCGCCCUCCAGCACGUCUACGCCCGUGCCCUCCAUCACCUCCUCCUCCUCCUCCUCCUCCUGCCGCCCCUCGGAGGUGGUGGAGGAGCAGCGGUACUCCCGGCAGGAGCUCCUCCCCCCCCCGGUCCUGGUGCCCGUGGUCGCCGGCCAGCCCGCCGCCGCCGCCGACCAACCGCGGUUCUCCCAGAUUCCGCUGGGCUCCGUGGGAGAUGAGAAGGUUCCGGGCCACAGAACCCCACAGAACCCCACGACGGAGGCUCCCGCCCCCGCCGCCGCGGAACCGGCCGGAUCGACCGACCUGCCGAUGAUGCUGUGCGGGGGGGCGGUUCUGGUGGCGGUGGUGGGCGUGGUGGCGUACGGUGCCUUGGCCUACGGCAGGAAGUAGGACGUCUGUCUGCUGGAACGCUGGUGGAGUGGGGUGGGUUUUGGGGGGGGGGGGACUGCUGUUUUACACGUCUUUGGUUCCACCCAGAAUGAACCUGCACACAAGUCUUGAUUCACUUUGGAUUUUGGAUUGGUGACACAAUGCAAUAGAGUAAGAACGGCAGGGGUUUGGUUUGUAAUGGUAACGUAGGGAAGGUUUGAGAGUUGUCAAGGGAGGGAACAGAAAAGAGCAGAAGUAAACAACAACAAACGCCGUAGUGAUUUGUGUAUUUCCGUCACUGAUAGCUGACAAACGGAUAUGGCAUUGACAACAAAUAACACUCAAACUAUAGCCCUUAAAUCUUACUUUAAGCAGCUUUAAGAGUAAAGGCCAAAGUGGAUAUUAACCUCACGUGCACGAAAGAGAAUUACUGGGGGAUGGGGAGAUCUCUCAAGCUUGGGUUGCUUUGUGACAUCUAGGCAAACAGGGAAGACUUUUAGAUUUUGAAUUAAACUUAAAGUGGCUAGCAAACAAUUUACACCAGAUGAUUACACUGUUCUUCAUGAGAUAUUCCACUAUUUUCCCUCUGCAAAUUCUGGAUUACCAUGUUUAGUGACCUUCAGUAUAACGUAAUAGUAUAUUGGUGUACUGUAAGAUGAAGAUACUUGAUGAUACCUCAGCCCACACAGAGCUCAAGGCCUUCAUUUCUGAGUAUAACUGGUGCGCAACUCGAGGAAAAUGUUAACGUGGGGAGGAGAUAGUAAUUAAGCUAUGGUAUUAAUGCUAACACUGUUAUCAUUCUUUGUGUGAGUUUUAUACCACGGAAGAGCGAUCAAUAAAUUACAACUGAUAUAAUCUA